UUUAAUGUACUUCAAAUUUUUUUCACUAUCAAGUUAUAUAUAUUUCAUGCACAAAUUUAACUGUUUCUUAAAAAUUAUUUGUCAAAUAUUGAUUUAAAUAUUCUGAUUAGGUGUUUCAGGUAAUUCCAACAACAGCAGUCGUAGAAGGCAAACAAAGGACAGUGAUGCUGACGAGUGUGACUCUGACAAGGAGCUCCACAUUUCUGAGGAUGAUUGGGAACACAACAACUAUCCCAGUUACGCAAACAAACAUAGACAACGCUAUAAUGAUCGAACAUUUCAAGAUUCAACCACUUUCAACCAGUCAGAUCUACUGAGGCAAAUUGAUGACACCAUGAUGUUGAAAGAAAUCCACCGAGCUCCCAGCAGCUCUGGCAGCAUUGAGCGAAACAGGGACCCGUCCGACUUGUCAUCCUUACAAAAAAACAAUUCCUUAAUCUCAUAUGACAAUAGUUCUGUUGUUCCUAAGAACUUCAGAUCUGCAGAUAGGGGGCAGGGCAAUCACAGGACCAGCCAAGACAAUGUAGCUCCAACGCCUGUUGAACUUCAUAAACUGACGCUCUUCAGGGAGCAUGGGGAAGACUUUGGGUUCUGCCUGUCAGAUGGAUUGUAUGAAAAGGGGGUGUUUGUCAGCGCAGUGCGGCCUGGUGGACCUGGGGACAGAGCUGGGCUCAGAAUGUAUGACAGAAUUUUACAGGUAGCCACCACAAUGACCAGAGACUUUGACUGCAACUCCACUGUUCCAUUGAUUGCUGCUGCUGACACUGAACUUUUUGUAGUAAUAUCAAGAAACCCAUUGUCCCAGAGCAAUGAUGGAGGGGGUGCAAGCAGCUCUUGGCAGGGCUUAGACAAUGAGUUGGAUGAAUUAUCUAGAAGUAUGAAGUCCUCAAAAACUGUUUGAAAAAAGUUGUGGAGGACUUCAUAAAAUUAUUCUUGAUUUACAUUUUAUGUACAGGGUAAAGUUUAUGAAUAUGAGUGAAGAAAAAGUUCCGCUAUAUUUUCCGUAAGGGUAAAAUUUCAAUAUUUCUUCUUAACAAGCUUUUGUUUUUGAUAUAUAAAGGAGCAAAUCAUUGAUGUGCUACAUUAAACAUUUUGCACUAUCAGUGGUUACUUCAUCACUCAUAAAGCCAAGCAAAAUGGAAUUUGUGUAAGAUAUUGAUCAGUUAUUUCUAAUCUAUCUCUCAGGAAACCUUUAUAUUGGUGCUCAGAUUUUGUCAUAAAUCUAGUCUUUACAGCUGAAAAAAAGAGAAGUAUCGGAGGGGAGUAGACUACAGUAAUGGCCGAUCCUUUUAUUAAUAAUAAUCCAGGAUUUUGUUUGGUGUGUUUGGAGCAGUAUCAAAAAGAUGCAUUUUAGAGUUACUGCUGUUAUUUGAAAAGAUGACUUACAAAUACCCAACAUGAUUAAAAUAUUUGCUGUGCAAUUAAUAUUUAGGAGUGAAUCACUAUUGGUGGAAUUGCAAAAGAUGCAUAUAUUAAUGUCCAAUGAUAUUGGCAUAAUGGCAAAAAUUCAUAUAAUAAUGUCCAAUGAUAUUGACAUAAUUGCAAAAAUGCAUAUAAUAAUGUCCAUUGAUAUUGGUAUAAUUGCAAAAAAAUGCAUAUAAUAAUGUCCAAUGAUUUAAGAGAUAUUUGUACUCUUGUCAAUUUAUACUUUUUACUGUACUGUACAUGCACUAGCAUAUAUGGGCAUAAUACAACGGAAAAUACAGAGUACCAGUACAUGUAUAUCCACAUAAUAUAACCUUUUUUAUUGCUUUGUGUUUUGAAAAUAUUCUAUGUAUAUUCUUAUUUUAUUGUAAAUUUUUUAUUUUUCUUUAAAAUACUGAGCAUUUGUAUGUGUAUUUCUGAUCACUGCAUUUAUAUGAGAAUUAUGUAUGUACAUAUAUACAAGUUGCAA
Molecule: messenger RNA, 1894 nt
Organism: Lingula anatina
Lineage: Eukaryota; Metazoa; Brachiopoda; Lingulata; Lingulida; Lingulidae
Product: glutamate receptor-interacting protein 1-like
Biological process (GO): neurotransmitter receptor transport, endosome to postsynaptic membrane
Molecular function (GO): protein binding
Source: RefSeq, a predicted model, not a curated record